This is a messenger RNA of Schistosoma turkestanicum, 1623 nucleotides long. Lineage: Eukaryota; Metazoa; Platyhelminthes; Trematoda; Strigeidida; Schistosomatidae. The record is from the annotation of a GenBank genome assembly.
CAUAUCUAAGCGUUAUAAUCAAAAUUAAUUUAUAAAUAGAAUAUUCUAUUCCAUUGUAAAAUAAUUUAAGAACAAUUCAUUCUGUACAUUAAAGAUUGAUCAUUCAAUAACUUGGAUAUAUGUAAUAUUGAUUAAAAAAAAUUAUGGUACUUAGAUUUGGUCCAGAUAAUCCUCCAAUUGUUAUUGACAAUGGAACAGGAUUGUUGAAAGUUGGCUAUUCUGGUGAAAUGGAACCACGUGCAGUUGUUCCUAUGAUCCUUGGUCGACCUAAACACAUGAAACUGCUUGUUGAUCGGAAUUCCGAUGAAUGUUUUGUCGGUGAUAUAGCAGAUGGUAAACGAGGCGCAUUAACUUUAUCCUACCCAAUAAUGAAUGGUGUCGUACAAAAUUGGGAUGAUUUAGAAACUAUCUGGCAACAUGUUUUCACGAAUGAACUACGUAUUCUUCCGGAAAAUCAUCCUAUGCUUUUGACUGAAACACCAUUGAAUCCGAAAGCAAAUCGUGAAAAAAUGGCAGAAAUUAUGUUUGAACAAUUUCAUGCACCGGCUAUUUACAUUUCAAUUCAAGCUGUUCUCUCACUUUAUGCUUCAGGUCGUACAACUGGUUUAGUGUUAGACUGCGGAGAAGGCGUUACACAUUUGGUUCCUGUAUUUGAUGCAUAUGUUAUUCCAACAGCGAUACAUCGAAGAAAUUUAGCAGGACGUGCUAUAACCAACUAUCUGAAACAUUUACUUACUGAAAGAGGUUAUAAAUUGAUUACAACAUGUGAACAUGAAAUUGCUCGUGAUGUCAAAGAAAAUGUUUGUUAUGUUGCUAUGGAUUACAGAAAAGAAUUACAAUUCAGUCAAGAAGACAAAAAGUCAUAUGAAAUGACAUAUCGCUUACCUGAUGGUCAGUUGUUAAAUAUCGGUAAUGAAAGAUUUCGUGCACCUGAAUUAAUGUUUGAUCCAAAGUUGGCUGGUUACGAAAUGAAUGGUAUUCACACUGCUACAAAUGAAACUAUACUAGCUUGUGGUAUGGAUGUUAGAAAAAGCUUCUGGUCAAAUAUCAUUCUCACUGGUGGAUGUACAAUGUUUCGUGGUUUCCCUGAACGACUGCAUAAAGAAUUGCAUCGUUUAGCCCCGAAAGGUGCCACAGUAAAAGUGAUGGCAUCUCCUGAACGAAAAUAUUCAGUCUGGAUAGGUGGUGCUGUACUAGCUUCCUUAAGUACUUUCAAUGAAAUGUGGGUUACCCGAGAAGAAUAUCAAGAAUUCGGUUCGGAAAUUAUACAUCAGAAAUGUGUUUAAUUACAUGGAAAUACUGUGAUAUUUGUAUAAUUCAGGAAACUAGUAGAUAACAGUAACUAAAAGUAGUUUAUUUCAGUUAUUGCUUAUACAAUUGUAUAAUAUUACGUUUCUGAAUAAGAUUUGAUUGACACGAACUGCAGCGAAUUUCUACACUUCUAAAAACAAUUAAUGCGGAGACAAAAUUCCACAACCCAGGGAAACAAUACUUUACUUUAUAAAUGUUUAUUACUCAUAAAUAGUUAUUAUGUUUAUAUACCUAAUGUACGUCCGAUGUAAUUUAGUGUAAUUUUAUGUAUACAUUUUCAAAUGUUAUUUGAUACUUUACUUAUGAAAGCGU